Molecule: messenger RNA, 5853 nt
Organism: Cladocopium goreaui
Lineage: Eukaryota; Dinophyceae; Suessiales; Symbiodiniaceae
Source: the annotation of a GenBank genome assembly
AUGCUUCUCAUGAUCGCCAAGGACCCUAUGAGCCAGACUAGGUUUUUUAUUUUCUGUUACCAGUUAUUCAUGAUGCAUGUGUUGGGAGUAGGGCCCGUGGACAACAUGCUCCGUCACAAUGGGCACAAGGAUGGGACACUGUACCCUGAUGGCAGAGCUGCCAAUCUAUGGUCUGGGGGCAGUUGCAGCGUGGCCAGUGCUCAUUUUCCUAUCGAAGAACAGGGAAGGAGAUCCAAUCAUGGCCAUGGACUUAUAAUAUUCAACAGCAGGCAGAAAAUUGACUGGCUACGGGAGUUGCUGAAGGGCACGACGGAAGAAGGUCGUAUGAAGCUUCGUGCAUGGCGGGACAGAGUCAUUCUUGCUGUGGAAAGCAUGCAGACAACGUGCGUGGCCUCAGUGCCCCUGGUGCUGGCCCGAUCACCGAUGGAUAUUGAGUUUGACUUGCAAUCGCCAGGGUACUCGGAGAAACAACGUGCAGCAGACAAAUUUGAUGGCAAGGCCGAACUAGAUGUGCGGGAACCCGGGAAGAGGAGGCUGUAUAUUGCUACCUGCCCCAAGUUGGGAAGAAUUGGCGAGGCGGAGACGAACGCUACAAAUGAUGUGAAUAAUAUAGGCCGUUUGAGAAGGGAUUGCCGGCAGACAGGAGCGGUGUUGUCGAUGUGCCCACAGUACUUGAGGUCACCGCAAGAGAGCGUUGGUUGCUGUCACGGUGCGUGCCUACGAAAGCAAGCCCUUUGGUCUGCGUUGAAAGAAAGCAGAGUUGCGGCGGAGAAAGACGAGAGGUCUUACAUAGCUGAUUUUGCUGCAGAUUCCGCCCGAAUUGUGGAGCAAGCAGGAAUUCACGCUCAUACUGCGUCAUGUUACAAGUAUGAAAGCGGACGUGAGCAGGAUGGCAAGCCAGAACAUUGCCGCUUUGGGUACGUCCAUUUUGUGACUUUGUGGUGUUGGGCCAUUGUUUUGUGCCGUGGCAAGCAGGUGAAAGCAGCCGUGCAGCGAGUGUUUGCAAGAUUUGGCAAGGAGCCAGUACUUCCCAAAGGGUACAUGCCUACACCUUUCGAAAAAGAACAUGGCAUUGCGGCAACGUUGGACAUGUUUGCCCCACACCAUCCGGGACUGGGAAGUCAGAUCAAUGCCAAAGAAAGCUUGGAUCGACCUGGCCGCAUUCAGACGGUGCGUGUGCAUCCAAGAGAGACAUCCACCUUGGUGAGCGGAAUUGUCUCCCAUAGGGGCAACUUGGACUAUCAGGACUUGCGGACUGUCCUGGACGAUGCCGAUGAUGACAACGUUCCGUUGCCGCCCGAAAUCAAGGUGCAUCGCCAAGGCCCGUUGCAGCCCUGCCGUUCGUUGCUAGUGAACGGAGGUGUCACAAUGCCCCAAGCCUAUACUGUCCGUUUCCUCGGGAGCUGCUUGCAAAAAGAAGAGGUGAAGGCCUUGAUGGUUGCUACCCGUACUUUCUAUUGGAUGUUGGAACCUAGAGCUGGAGUGGCUGAAAUGCCACGGGUGGGCGACCGGCAGCGUGAUGCAAGCUGGAAGAUUUUUUCCAGAGCUGUGGUUGACGGCAUUGUUUCGGCAAUGCGAAGUGCAGUGCAGAUUAGCUUCUACAUUUGUGACUACUCCACUAAACCUAAUGUGACAUCGGGCCGCGUUUUGCAGUACAUGCACAAAGGAAUGCAACGGUUGGAGGCAGAACUGCAGGAGAAAGAGUGCGUGCAGAAAGUGUUGGAGCUCGAGGCUGCUGGUUUCUUGGAUGAUCCUGGCCGAUUGCCUUCCGGUGUGCAAACUUUGGAAGGUAAGAAUUUGUCUGAGGCCGAAAAAAGGCAAGAGAAGGUGAGACGCAUUCUGAUCCGCUUGUGGAGCGCUGCAAACUAUUCUUAUUUGAAAGGCGCUUCGUUGCAGCUAGUGCAUCUACUAACGCGACAUGAAGCUUUGCGAAGAGAAGAAACCAAAACCAUGGAAGUAGGAGAGACAGAGGAAGACGUGGCCCUAACCCUGAUCGAAGUGGAGCAAGCGGAUGGGAAGUAUAGUGUCCAAGUGAGCAACGAUGCAUUUGUCGACGAUUGGUACCACCGUGGCCCAGACCUUGCUUGGAUGAGCCAUUAUCUCUACGCGAUGUAUGUCAGGGUUGUGCCGAAAUCUGAUGGCCUGCGCUUUCAAUGGAGCUUUGCCUUUGUGCACCAUUACAAGAAAUAUGCUGGCUUCGUACAGGUGCUCGAACCAUCUCCACGAGUUCCUUACAUGGUUGGCUUCACCAUGCCCACGAGAAGCGCGGAUCCUGCCACGAAUGCUUUGUAUCAUCUGUGCUUGAUGAAGCCGAGCAGAGUGUGCAAAGGGUGUUGCGAAGAUGUGGCUUGGCUAGCAGGUCAUGUGUUGUCAUCUGUGGCUGGGUCACAGCAAGGCAUACUCUUUGGAUACACAAAGCCUGCCGGGCAAGCUCAGCCUUCCAGGGGCGAGCGACGUUUCACAGAAGCGUGGAAAGCUUGGGAGGCAUUGCAACUGACCCGAGCAGAGCGUGCUUGGGCAAAGUUGAAACUGGAGCGUCGUGUGGGCGUUCUGGAUGAUGUGGCGCCAUUCCGAGAAUGGUAUGUGCCUGGUUGCAACAGAAAGACCAUUGUGCAGUCAUCAUGGCUUUUGCCUUGGUUGCGAGGCGGUUUUCGGCAUUGCUAUAAAGGUCCCUGGGGACAAAAGAGGAGGACGCGAUCCGACAUCAAUCCGAUAUACAGCAAGGCGCAAUUUGUCAAGCUGCAUCCCACAAGUGUGGGGGUACUGCCAGCAUUGCCACAUGUGGUCGCAGUUUGCAUUCUUCGUUUUGCUGGGAAUGUGAAAGGUGAAGGGAAUGAAGAUGUGGUUAUAGCAGACACACUUGAUGCCCAGGACAAGGCUGCGUCAAGUUGCAGAACAGAUGCCCAGAAGACGGUGGUCAGAACAGGCACCGGGGUUCAUGUGAACCAAUUGUUUCCCGAAGAGUUUGGUGCCAGCAUCACAGCAGAGGUGUCAUGGAAUAUGGAUUUGCUUGCUGAAGCUCGCAAAAGACCACGCCCAAAUGCAGUCGCUGUCAGCAACGAAGACGAAGAUGAUGAUGCGGGUGGAGCUGUCGUGGGAAAACUGUUGGCCGCUGAAGGAGAAACCCCGGGCGGAGAAGCAGGAGAUGAUUAUGAUGUUGUAGUGGAGCAGCCAUAUUCCGAGGAAAAAGGCUUACAGUAUAAACCGCACCUGGAAAUACAAGAUUGCGAUGUCCUUGAGAUUGCUCACAGACUAGAUGGCUGGAGAGACGGGCGAGGUCAAAAAGACAAUGUCUUGAAGUUUUUCCAGAACUUUCGCGAUUUUUACGCUGAAGAGUUAAAGGCAGCAUGCCCUUGCGAGAUGAGGAUGCAAAAACAGUUCUGUGGUACAGAUGGCAUGAGUUUGGCAGACUGGAUUUCACAGCGAAAUCAAAUGCUCCGAGCACAGAAAGAGUUGAAGAAUAACCGUGAGAAGACAGGCCCAGGCGGUGGAGAAUCUGAAUCGGAAGAUGAUAUACAGAGUCGUGUGAUUACCAGUGAAACAGAUGUGCCGAAAAUUCAUGUAGUAUUCACUUUCGAAAAUGCCAUUGAAUCGCCAGCUGAGAUGGCACGCCGGUUGGCGUGUCAAAGUGGGGCAGCUUGGGACAGACAGCAAUAUGAAAUGAUCAUUUGUUGCGUGUGGCCUUUGCACCGGGUCUGGGAAUAUGCUCUCACAGAGCGUCGUCUGAAGGAGUGGAAUUCUGUGGAAGGCCGCUUACAACUCAUCCAGGAUGCGCAGGUUCCACCUGUCCGUGUAUUCGCACAUGGAGCUGGCGGGUCAGGGAAAACUUAUUGCUUGACUAAAGUUGUCAUGGCCGUUUUUCAGUGGUUUAUGCCAGGGCAAUGUCGUAAGCAAGCUUCCACCAACAGUGCUGCUCGCCUGAUCGCAGGCGACACCAUGCAUGCUUGUGCAGGGUUACUGAAAAGUGCAAAGUUUACAGCAGAGGAACCGUCCCGGAAGGUUCAGAACAAGUUGAAAACGACUUGGGGGACUGCUGUCUUUGUUUACAAUGAUGAGGUGGGUGCUGCCGCCCCUGGACUGUAUGGAACUUUGUCGUCUCGUGCAUACUGGGGAAAACGGGCUGCGGGGCAAAUUGAAGAUGUGGGGCCGAAACAAGCACCUUUUGGAAAUCCUUUGCUACAUGUUGACGCAGGUGACUUUGCCCAGCUCCGGCCAGUGCCGAAAGGGAGCCCUAGCCUCAUGGAAGCAUUUCUAAUGUCUCGCAAAGAAUAUGCGAAUGAAGGCCGCGUGCGGCCAUUGACCGACAUGGAGAUGUUAGGCCUGAAAACUUUUGAUUUGGUUGCGGAGACCUGCGUAGAGUUUAAAGGGACCUACCGAUUCAAGGAAAACGAUCCCUUGAUCCGUCUGCUGCAGAUUAUGCGCACUGUCGGCGGCGCAGAAGUACCAGAGACAUUGAGGCAACAAAUCUUGAGUCGUAUUCAAUUGGGUGGCAAAGAUCCACGAGCAAAGCUAUUCUAUAGAUUCCCUAAAUCGGUGCUUGGAUCGGAUGUUUUUUCAGACAAUAACUUUUGCAACGGGAUGCACAGUGCGGUGAACUGGGAGCAGGUUUCGCGGAUGCAGCAAGUGUGGGCUGCCCGCAACGCCCGUGCUAGUCGGGGUCCGCAAGCUUUGCAAAAUAGCCGUGCAGGAGAACCACAGUAUUAUUGGGAAACCUUUUGCCCGUAUUUGAGUCGCGCGCAUUGGAGAAUGGCGCCGGUGUUCGAAAAAUGUCUGGGAAGGCUAUCGGCAUCUCGUGGCCAACUUCUGUUCUUAUCACAACGUGUUGACAGAGCACAAGCACAGCAACAUGCUCAUGACAAGGCUUUGCUACGCAGCGCUCUACGGCAUGUGAACAUGACUGAUACAGGGAAGCUAGCAGGGCUUUGCCCUUUAUAUCUUGGAAUGCCAGUGAAAGUAACUCACAAACUCUGUCCGCCAGAAGUGGUUCAGGAGGCAACAGGAGAAAUAUUACAGAUUGGCUUCCACGAAGAAGAACGGUAUGGUUUACCUCGUCAGUUGCACAGGCCUGGAGGUAUGCCACACAAAGGGCAUCCAUGUUGGAGUAGGGGUUGGGUAAAGCUCGACAUGGUUCCACGUUGGGUCGAGAUUCGGCUUCAUGGCUGCACUGCUGAUUUUACGGGUACUGGCCGACCAGGCGUGUACUUGGUGAAGCCUACCAAUGCUGACUGGGAUUUGCAAUACCAAGCAACUGCCAUAGUCAACCAUCCCAAUGAAGUGCCGAAGCGCAAGAAAGUCCCUAGAAUCAAGGUUGGCCUUCGAAGUUCUCAGCUACCCAUAGCUCCAGCUGGGGUAGGAACCUUUAACAACAUGCAAGGUAAAACGGCCAAAGAUGAGAAAUCAGUGCCAAUGGGCCAUACUAUUGACCUGAAACUGCUGGAUGGCAAUGAUGACAAGUGGUUGCACUACUACAUGAUUCUUGGAAGGGCCACGUCCCUCGCAACAACCUUGCUGUUAAAUUUUCCGGAGGAUGCAAAUGGGGAACCAGAUUGGACCAUUUUUGAAAAUGGCCCUCCCGAGUAUUUGAUCCAUGUCUUUGCUGAAUUGGAGAAACGAUACGAAAAGACCCAAAAGCUUGUGACGCUGCGCCAAGCAGAUCUGAAAAUCUUUCCUUCUUUCGCUUGCCUGCCAGCUCGGCAUAAAGGUCUGGGAAACGAAUAUGUGUACAACACUGCUGAGUGGGAUGCUGCCGUGGCGCAGCGGUCGCAGAAGAGAAAACCGGACAGCAGCCACCGGAACUUAGCGGAACGUUUAGAGAGACGGGCAGAGGAGCCGCCGAGAAGAAAACGGAAAUAG